CAAGCUUACAAUACGCCCUUAAUGCUAACAUACUCAUUUAGUUACUAAUUACUUCUAACUAACAGCAAUUAACAAACUAUACUGUUAAAUUACAUUAAUACCCCUAAUAACUCCUUCUCCUUCUCCUUCUCCGCUUCUCCGUCCCUUCGGACCUUUCCUGUCCUCUCCGUCUCUCUCUGAUCACCCUAAUCCGCACACCAGCUGUCAUCCUCUAUCACCUCCUCCAUCGCCGGCUUGCCCUCCUGCAUGGUUAACGUGUUUGCGAUCUGGUGAACAAAACUGCCUCCCGCCUUCUGUUCGAACUCCGACCGGCGAGUCGACGAUGACCACACCAUUCCGGCUGCAAGUCUGUUACAGCAGGCUAGGAGUUUACGAUAACCUACACUGCUACAGCACACACUUCUCCGUCUCCGCCUUCGGCUGUCGCAAACCUCGACUUCGAUUCUCACAUCUCUGGUUCCGACUGCUCACUUCUCCACGUGCUACUCUAUUAAACGAAAUAAGCCCUAGGCGGAGAUGGCGUAGAAGGUUAUUCAUCAUCCGGUACUAUUUCUACCUCUUUUGUGUCGUCAAUUGGAGGGUUGAUAUGAAAUCUUUAUGGAACCCUAGACGCAAGGAAAUUUCUUUAGCCAUCGACAAGUAUGGUGUUGUUGAGUUAUCGCCAUCAGAGAUAAAUGUGGUUGUUCCAUGGCAAAAUCUGAAAAACUAUUAA
Lactuca virosa is the source of this 712-nucleotide messenger RNA. NCBI's taxonomy places the organism in Eukaryota, Viridiplantae, Streptophyta, Magnoliopsida, Asterales, Asteraceae. The record is from the annotation of a GenBank genome assembly.